AUGAAGGAGUUGGUGACCUUUGAGGAUGUGGUGGUGAAGUUCAGCAAUGAGGAGUGGACUUUGCUGAGUCCAUCCCAAAAGAACCUCUACAGAGAUGUGAUGGGCGAAACCUUUAGGAACAUGACUGCAAUUGGAGGACUUGGGGAUAUCCAGGAAGCUGAAAAACGAUGCAAAAUUUACUGGAGAUACUUAAGAAAUGAAAAGCUAGGGAAAUCCUAUGGACAUACAUUUUGGAAUCAGUGUAAAGAAGUAUUCCCUUGUACUGCAGAAGGUAAUGUGAAUAUGAAAGAAUCAGAAACACACCACAAUGUUCAGAUCCAUGAAAAAUAUUGCAGUGGAGAGAAAUCCUAUGUAUGUCAGCAAUGUGGAAAAGGGUUCACCAAAUCUGAACAUUUUAAGCAACAUGAAAGAAUUCACACUGGAGAGAAACCAUAUGUAUGUAAGCAAUGUGGGAAAGCUUUUAAAACACAGGGAGAUUGUAAGAAACAUGGAAGAAUUCACACUGGAGAGAAACCAUAUGUAUGUAAGCAAUGUGGGAAAGCUUUUAACACACGGGCAGGUUGUAAAGAUCAUGAAAGGAUUCACACUGGAGAGAAACCCUAUGUAUGUAAGCAAUGUGGGAAAGCUUUUACCACACAUAGAUGUUGUAAGGAACAUGAAAGAAUUCACACUGGAGAGAAACCCUAUGUAUGUAAGCAAUGUGGUAAAGGUUUUACCCAACAUGGACAUUGUAAGCAACAUGAAAGUAUUCACACUGGUGAGAAACCAUAUAUAUGUAAGCAAUGUGGAAAAGCUUUUAACACAUGGGCAGGUUGUAAAAAUCAUGAAAGGAUUCACACUGGAGAGAAACCCUAUGUAUGUAAGCAAUGUGGGAAAGCUUUUACCCAACAUGUACAUUGUAAACAACAUGAAAGUAUUCACACUGGCGAGAAACCAUAUAUAUGUAAGCAAUGUGGAAAACCUUUUACCCGACAUGGACUUUGUAAGCAACAUGAAAGGAUUCACACUGGUGAGAAACCAUAUGUAUGUAAGCAAUGUGGGAAAGCUUUUACCCAACAUGUACAUUGUAAACAACAUGAAAGAAUUCACACUGGUGAGAAACCAUAUGUAUGUAAGCAAUGUGGGAAAGCUUUUACCCGACAUGGACACUGUAAGCGACAUGAAAGUUCACACUCAAGAUAAAACCAGUGUAUAUAAGCAUCAUGAAAAUUUUUUAAGCACAAGUACAUAUUGCAUAAUGUGUGAAAAACUUCACACAGGCAGAAAACUUGUAUAUGUAAGGAAUGUGGGAAAGGUUUCAGCAGAAAUGCUCAUUGUCCAAUACAUGAAAAAAUUUACACUGUUGAGAAACCCUGUUUAUGUGAAGAAUGUGGGAAAGCUUUCACCACACAUGGAUUUUGUAAAAUACAUCAAUGACUCCACACUGAUGAAAAACCCUAUGUAUAUAACAAUGUGGCAAAGCUUUUACCACAUACAGUCAUUGCAAAACACAUGAAACAAUUCACACUGGGAUGAACCACUGGCUACGUAAGCAAGUGGAGACACUUUCAGCAGCCAGAUUGUAAGUGAAAUACGUGAAAAAGCUCACACAAGAGGUAAAUCCUAUGUGUUAUGGGAAUACUCUCAGCAGACUUGAUCAUUGUUACAUAUCUGAAAGAUAUCACUUGAUCCUAUGUGUAUUAACAGUGUGAGAAAUACGGCAAUCCAUGUUUGUUGUUAAAUACAUAGAUAAAACAGCACUCUUCAGACAGUUUACAUCUAAGUUUACUUUAAACAUUCCAAGUAGACCUGAAGAAAUAAUCAAUACAGAAGUUUGAUGUCAAUAUUUCUUCACAAAUUUUCCAGAAAUGACAAAUCUGAAGUGGAGCUCUACUCAAGUACAUAUUUUUAUGGUUUUCAGUUAAUCACUUAUACCUGUUUAGAUUUUUUAAAGUGUCUUUGUGCUUCAAAAUGGCAUCUUGUAAUUAAACAUGAUAAACUGAAAUGGGCUUUUCACUUUUAAGUAUGGAUAGUGUCCAUGUACUUAAUAUUUUGUCUUCAAACCUUAAUUUUUAUAUUUUUGGUGAAUUAUUAUUAGUUAAAGAAAAAAGCAAAAAAUGUAGAAAUAAUACAGAAGUUCUGAAAAAUAAACAAUAAGACAUCACUAGUUGAUUAGUUACAUAUUGUCAUCUUAGAAGUAAUUGUUCAAGUUACAAAAUUAAAACAUACAAAGUGAUAGUCAAAUAAUAACACUGCAAACAGUUCACCUCAGUGAUCCAACAAAAACAUAUUAAUAUGCUUAUCUGUUCUACAAACUUGUUUUUUAUCUUAAAGACGGUAAGAUUAAACAUGACAAAACAGGACAGUUCAUAAGGAAACAAGUUAAGGAAACACAGGUUUCAAAGCAUGUCCCCUGAGAUGUUCAUUUUCUAUCUUACUGUCUCUAGUUUUCUUCCAAAUAGUUGUUGCCAACUUCACAUGCAUUGAAUAUAUACUGAACAUUAUAGAACUAAUCAAAUAAUUACAGGAUGAUGCAGGCUUUUGUGAUCUUCAAGACUGAUUUUGGGGAAGUUGAUAAUGAUUACCAUAAUGUGUCUCAUUCUCUUCGUAGUAGAGAAUGGUUUCAGCAGAAAUGCUCAUUGUUGUCCAAUACAUGAAAAAAUUUACACUGUUGAGAAACCCUGUUUAUGUGAAGAAUGUGGGAAAGCUUUCACCACACAUGGAUUUUGUAAAAUACAUCAAUGUAUACUACUACGUAUACUCAAGUACAAUAUGUACUUGAGUAGAGCUCCACUUCUUACUUUUAUGUAUGCUGAAAUUGAACAUAAGAGACUAAACUAAUAUCACUCUGAAUAGUGAAUAAUAGUAUCCUGAGAAGGAGAAAGGUGAGGAAUUGCCUAAAUAAAGAAGGCAGAGCACAUUGUUAAAAGUGUAUCAGGAUUUAAAUGCUACAGUAGUUCUGUUGCUCUGUUUAGUUUGAUUAUAUUUUGUUCUGGUCUGUCUACUCAUAUUAGAUUUGAGGGCACAGAGAGAUAACCCAAACAUGGCAGGUUAUACCAUGAUGGUAAUUGUCCUUAAU
Cavia porcellus (domestic guinea pig) is the source of this 3058-nucleotide messenger RNA. Its product is annotated as zinc finger protein 709-like. The transcript has 4 exons. Gene Ontology annotation, cellular component: nucleoplasm. Gene Ontology annotation, molecular function: RNA polymerase II cis-regulatory region sequence-specific DNA binding; DNA-binding transcription repressor activity, RNA polymerase II-specific. The record is from RefSeq and is a predicted model, not a curated record. NCBI's taxonomy places the organism in Eukaryota, Metazoa, Chordata, Mammalia, Rodentia, Caviidae. Gene Ontology annotation, biological process: regulation of transcription by RNA polymerase II. The coding region runs from base 1 to 1182 and encodes 393 amino acids.